Messenger RNA from Aspergillus chevalieri, 2142 nucleotides. Its product is annotated as transcription factor domain-containing protein. Gene Ontology annotation, biological process: DNA-templated transcription. Bases 1 to 2142 code for a protein of 713 amino acids. Gene Ontology annotation, molecular function: zinc ion binding; DNA binding. The transcript has 2 exons. NCBI's taxonomy places the organism in Eukaryota, Fungi, Ascomycota, Eurotiomycetes, Eurotiales, Aspergillaceae. The record is from RefSeq and is a predicted model, not a curated record.
AUGGAAUCGUCGGAUUUCGUGCCUGGUGCGUCAGAAACGGGUUCCCUGACAGCCCAUUCCAACGAAGAGAGCCAGUUCGUCGGCAGCUCCAGUGGCGUUUAUUUCAUCAACACAGUCCGACAGGCUUUUUCGCAGAAUCUCAAUCAAUCUGCAGGAUCUUCACCAUCUGGACAUGGCUUUCCUCAACCGGAAGAUACGCUUGUGGGCAGCGAAGACUCGCCGCGGGAUAAACACCAUGCCCCGGCUUCAACUGCAGCGUCGCCUUCCAGGGCCGGUGACUCAGAGACUAUGAGCCCAUGGAAAUAUGCACCAGCAGUGUCUGUACAUCUGGGUAGUGCUCCUCCGGUUGGGAUGGCAAAGGAGCUUAUGAUGACGUAUUUCAAAGUCUGGCAUCCGCUGUUCCCUUUUCUGCAUGGUCCGACGUUCUUGCAGGCUAUGGAAUUGCUUUACUCGGAAGAUGCGCCGGAUACUACUGCCGCUAACCAGACGCCAUUUCUUGAUCACCGAAACGCUUGUUGGACUACCAUCUUUCAAUGUGUCUUCAACCUGGCAAGUUUUCUGCGACCUGAUCUCCAUCUGCCGCCGGAGUCCCAAAUCGAAUCUCCCAGUAGCAUGUACCCCCUACUGGGUACGUUGUCAUGCAGGCAUGAUAUUCCCUCCUUGCAAGCCCUACUAGCAGCACAGCUAUACCUGGUCGCGAGAAUGUCGCUUCGAACCGCGUCGACUGUUGGUGGUUGCAUCCUGCGAUCCAUGCUGCACGCGGGACUCCAUCGUUGUCCGUUCCGGUACAAGGAACUCUCGUCGCAUGAUAGGCAGCUACGUAAGAGGAUAUUCUGGUGUGCAUAUGCGAUUGAUCGGUAUCUGAGUCAGGCUCUUGGUCUGCCCCUUGGUAUUCAGGAUUCAGAUAUCGACGUCUGUCCUCCCGGGGCUCCAGAAAUCCAUCUUCCUGGGAUUCAUGGGACCCAAUGCUUACUCUUAUUUGGGAGGACACCUUCUGAAACUAACACGAGUCGAAGCACAAGGCCGGACAAGAUGUUAAACCAGGAAACAGAAGACAAGCGCAAAAGGGAAGCUGCUCUAGCAAGUUACGUGGAGUCCGGAAAGCUCACUGGUCAAGCACUGGAGCUAUUUCACAAAUCAGUCCUUGUUCGCUCCAUCCGGCGGAGUUCUGUUCUCUUUCUGGCUUCGGACGUCCAUAGAUGGUGGAAUAGCCUUCCACGAGAACUACAAGGGAAUCCUGCGAAAGCAGACGCAACCGUUCCUGCCGCUCCGUCUUCCGCAUCGCCGCUCACAGAUAAGCCGUUCGACUUUGGUCCAUUUUUUACUGUACUUUAUCAACAUCUCAUCCUCUUGAUCAAUCGGCCUUUCCUGUCUCUUGCCCCAUCUACUCCGGAAUUCUGUUCUGCGCUACAGACCUGCAUUGGAGCUGCUCGGGGAAUUCUUGCGGCUUUGAGAAGCCAGGUUGAUGGAAAGCAGGAGCUGUUCUGGCCUGGCUUUCUCUCUGCUGCUUGGAUGUCGGGCCUUGUCCUCGCUUUUGCCUGUCAACUGAAGCAAUAUGUCUUGUCUAAGGGCUCACAGGAGAUAAAUGAGUGCUUGGAAUUCCUCUAUAUUAUGUCUCCGCAAUGGGAAACAGCUAGGCACUGCCAUUCAGCACUAUCGUUACUAUUUAGUAAUAUACGGCAGUCGGCACAGGAGCCGCAAGGGUAUCGUCACCGAGCUGAAGACGAAGGAUCAGCCACCAAUACGAACAAGAAGCGAAGACUCGACAAUAAUCCCUCAUAUUACGCUGACGGACAAGAACAGAUGCGCCCUUCAUUGGUCCCUAACCCCAAUCUCGAGGAGCAGCAGCAACAAUCCACAAUCAAUCCCGUUUCUCAGUCACCGGAACCGAAUCAAGAACUCGUCAAUUCGUACGACCCCACUUCUAUCUCCGCAGACGCUGCUACUGCGGACAAUGGCUUCACAGAAGCAGAUAACAAUCGUCUCUUUUACUUCUCUGAUGGUACGACCUCCAACCCCGGACAAGGACCGGGAUUAAGCGGGGUGGGAAAUUUCGACCUCAACAUGGUGGAUUUGUUCCAGGCUCCAUCGAAUUUUGAUUCGCUUUUCGAUCUGUUCGGACAGCAAUACCCGAGUUUCUAG